UACAUUCCACGCCUCAUCACUAUGCUGUAGCAUCUGGCCUGCAGACCCAUAACAACUUUUCAAGGUAGCCAGUAUAUUGAUCUGAGAAUACGCGGAAUACACGAUCGAAAUUAUCACAGCGAUUCAAGAUGCCGUCCAUCCGAGAGUCUCGAGCACCCAUCGAACCUGAUGACGUCUGGGAACAUUCAAACUCAGAUCCAGAAGGUAAUCAUGAUUUUAACAACGUUCUUCACAUAGAUUAUAUAGAAGGUGAGGCUUUAGAAAACAUGUCGGAGAAUGCGAUGUUGCUGGGCGAAACAUCUGCGCCGAUGGAAUAUGAUCACCGGCUAAGGCGUGGAAGAGGAUGGGUUACCAUCUCUGGCUUCUCGCUACCCAAACCUUUACUUUAUCUACUUGCUGUACCACCUUUACUUAUCCUUGUCAACCUGGUCGCAAGUACUUACAACUCUGCCAGACCCCACGCCCAUUACCGACACCCGACCUUAACCAACGGCACUCAUCCAUUCCACCCCACAAUUCUCCUCCUCUCCCUCGAUGGCUUUCGUUCAUCGUACCUCUCCACACAUGCUCACCUCUUACCCAACCUUCUUUUUCUCUCCUCCUCCAAAUGGGGUCUCCGAGCCGAAAGCAUGCAGCCCGUUUUCCCCACCUUAACCUUCCCGAACCACUGGUCACUCAUGACGGGACUUUACCCCUCAUCGCAUGGGAUCGUGGCGAACGAUUUCUGGGAUCCACUCUUUGAUGAAAAGGAGAACAAAGGGGCGCAGUUUGUCUAUACAGAGGAGAGUAAAAGUUGGGAUAGUAGGUGGUGGUGGGGUGAACCUAUUUGGGAGGUAGUAGAAAAAGUCGGAAGAAAAGCAGCUGUCAUCAUGUGGCCAGGGCCUCCUGUGACUAGAGCCGGUGCCUCUCCAAGUUACUUUGUACCAUAUCGCAACCUUCCACCUUCGUCAAAACUCUCGCAAAUUUUCGCUUACCUCGACCAUCCCCUUCCCACUCGCCCAGAAUUCAUAGCUUCCUAUUUUCCCGAGAUCGACCAAUCUGCCCAUCGCCACGGCCCUGAUGCACCCCAAGUGGAGGAGAAACUCAGAAUGAUGGAUGAGAUGGUUGGUGGUCUGCUGCGAGGGUUAGAAGAGAGAAACCUAACCGGGGUGGUAGAUCUGUUGAUCGUUUCGGAUCACGGCAUGACGGGAACGAGUAACGAGAGAAUUAUAUACCUAGACGAUAUCCUGGGAGAAGACGGAAUAGAAGCUAUCGAGCAUAAAGACGGUUGGCCAUCCGUAGGCCUCCGUUUCUCUCCCACUUCCAAUCAUUCUCUCUACCUCUCCCGUCUCCUCUCAGCCGCCGAAGCUUCCAACGGUACAUUUGCAGUCUACACCCCCGAUACCAUGCCCCAACGUUGGCACUUCACUGGUGGGAGGAGAAUUGCGCCCAUUUAUGUGGUACCGGAUAUAGGUUGGGCGGUGACUGAUCGUCACGAGCACGAGGUUCUCUUCCAAGGAGAUUAUCAGCCGCGAGGAAACCAUGGUUACGAUAACAAAUACGCCGACAUGCAAGCUAUAUUCUUCGCUCACGGCCCAUUUGCGCGAACGUUGAAAGAUAUGGGCAAAGGGUUCAUUUCUCAUGAUCCUCCUGUUUUGCACAGCUUCAAGAAUCUUGAGAUCUUCUCACUCGUCACCCGCCUCUUGAGCCUGCGAGAUGUCGAACCAGGACAUAAUGGGACGAUCGGCUUUUGGGAGGGAUUAUUGGAUUGAGCGCCUACUAGAUAAAUCUGUACUCAUCACACACAUGCAUGUAAUGCUCUCCUACCGUUACCGCCCAAACAUACUACUUUGGAAGGUUCGGGGCUGCCUAUAAGAUGGAGGGGGACCACGAACGGAACUCGAGGCGAACCUUUGAGAGAAUGGUUCGGACUGCCCUGAACAAUAAGUGUAUGGCAAGGUCCCUGAGCCGGUAAAAGUGCUAUUCAUUGAUGCGUGAUGCGGAAAGAAAGCCUUCUGGUCCGCAUGACUAAGAAUACUUUCCGUCGUCUCGUCUUUUCGACUGUCCAUAAAGACUUCCCAAUCAGAUCGUAAUGCCUGCGCUGAUUUACAGGCCCAAUAUCAGGAAAUCAUUACGGCGUUUUGAUUAAUCGUAGUGAUGUUUGCACUCACAUUUCUCACUUCUUGGCACGAACUCUUUGUAAGUUUGCCACAAAUUCCUCGACCGCGCCAAGUCGGGAUCACUAUCAGCCUUUGUCCUCUCCUCUGCCAGUCUAUGUGCUCGAUUGACUGCGUUGGUCGUCUUAGUCAGGUUGUCGUUCAAUGUUCUCCUUGAGACCCUCUCCGCCUCCAAGUCUCGUGAUAUCUCAUCCACCAGGCUGGAAAGAGUAGCUACAUCAGUUUCCAGAGAUGCAUCAGACAAUUGCGC
This is a messenger RNA of Cryptococcus deneoformans JEC21, 2406 nucleotides long. RefSeq lists its product as hypothetical. Gene Ontology annotation, molecular function: ribonucleoside triphosphate phosphatase activity; nucleoside triphosphate diphosphatase activity. The record is from RefSeq and is a predicted model, not a curated record. Lineage: Eukaryota; Fungi; Basidiomycota; Tremellomycetes; Tremellales; Cryptococcaceae. The transcript has 10 exons. Gene Ontology annotation, biological process: nucleoside triphosphate metabolic process. Bases 129 to 1751 code for a protein of 540 amino acids.